ACGAGGUAUCGUCCCGCCGAUAACGGAUGAGAUGUUGGUGUCUUCCAUGUGGAGUUCUUGCAUUGCUCGACCAAUGACGUCGUCCACGGCUGUUUCGUCGACUGCGACGGGCGCUGCUUCCGUUUCAUCGCGGACGUCCUCGGGGAUUAAUUCACGAGCAGCGACGUCGGAUGCAUCUUCAUGAGCAUUCUGCUUCCUCAUGUCUUUGACCGCCUUCGCAAUCCUCCUCUUCGUGUCCUCCCUGAACUUCUUCAUUUCCUCAUCUCCAUCCUCGUCGUCACUGUCACUGUCACUACCCUGACUCUGUUCCUCCUCCUCGGCCUCGGCCUCGGCCUCCCGAACGAGCCACUCUACAUCCUCCGCUUCCUCACCGCCCGAGCCUGAGCCCGAGUCCGUGUUCGCCUCGCCUAACCACCGCUCCGGGGAUUGCUCGAACAACCCUGCAUUCGAAUCAAAGCUUGCUUGCGCCUCCUCCAUUGCAAUCCUCAGCGCAGUCGUUGGGGCAGAGGGGAACGCGUACGCCUCCAUCUC
This is a messenger RNA of Saitoella complicata NRRL Y-17804, 531 nucleotides long. RefSeq lists its product as uncharacterized. The transcript has a single exon. Lineage: Eukaryota; Fungi; Ascomycota; Saitoellomycetes; Saitoellales; Saitoellaceae. The record is from RefSeq and is a predicted model, not a curated record. The coding region runs from base 181 to 384 and encodes 67 amino acids.